This is a messenger RNA of Dovyalis caffra, 294 nucleotides long. NCBI's taxonomy places the organism in Eukaryota, Viridiplantae, Streptophyta, Magnoliopsida, Malpighiales, Salicaceae. The record is from the annotation of a GenBank genome assembly.
AUGCUUUUAGAGGCUAUGAAAGUCGUUUUCGGAAAUGGAGAGAGAGGGCUAAGAUCUGGUGCGGUGGUGGUGUUUCAGUUUUUUUGGGUGAUUUUUAGCGCGGAGAAGGGAAGAGGAGAGACGGUGGUGGGGCGCCUAGUCUGCUCCAGCUGGAGAGAGGGAUUGAUUGGGACUAAAUUAUGCGUUGAGAUGACCAUUUACCCUCCGCGACCGUCUAAAGAUGACUUUAAGAGGCCCAAUCUCUUCAAAGCCGCCUCAGCCUCCCAUAGGAGACUCGAUCCCCGUACGCUGUAG